GUUUUUCUUAAUGUAAAGACGUCUGCCUGUUUUCCAAUCCCUUUUUUUUUUGCUUUCCGUAUUUCCCCUUUUCCACCUUUGCUUUUGAAUUUUCUCCCCAACUUGAAGAUAUCAAAUCUGAAAAAAAUGUCAGAUUUUGAUAUUUGGGAUUUCUUGGCCCCAGUUUGGUUACAAACAUCAAGAAAAGGGUUUUAUCUUUUUCUUGACUUUUCCCCUCAGCACAAUCUUCAAGUCUCGCUCUUUUUCUGCGCGCGCGUUUGGAUGGUGGCCAAAGAGAAAAAAAAAACACGAAAGAAAGAAGAAAAGCUAAAAAGAGCUGGACAGUCCCAAGAUUUUGAUUUUCUUGCCAACCGUAUAUCUUGUCGGAAUUACUUAUCCUUACUUGAACACUGACGCUGGGACCAUGUCCCCUAUUGAGCAUGGCGAGGUGUACGUCUUGGACGACGGCGGUGAGGUUGAUCUUGAUCUUGGAAACUAUGAGAGGUUCAUGGAUAUCAAGCUGACCCGUGACAAUAACAUCACCACUGGAAAGGUUUAUCAGCAUGUUAUUGAGAAAGAGAGGAAAGGAGAUUAUCUCGGAAAGACUGUCCAGGUUGUCCCUCAUGUCACUGAUGCCAUUCAAGAUUGGAUCGAACGAGCCGCCAGAAUUCUUGUGGAUGGGCAGGCUGGGCCCCCUGAUGUCUGCGUCAUAGAACUUGGAGGAACAAUCGGAGAUAUAGAGUCAAUGCCCUUCAUCGAGGCUCUUGGGCAAUUCUCCUAUCGCGUAGGUGCUGGAAACUUUUGCUUGAUCCAUGUUAGCCUUGUGCCUGUUUUGAAUGUAGUAGGUGAACAGAAGACGAAACCGACACAACAUAGUGUUCAAGGACUAAUAGGCCUUGGCUUGACCCCAGAUAUCUUGGGUUGCCGGAGUGCAAAGCCACUCGAGGAAAAUGUGAAGGCCAAACUCUCUCAAUUUUGCCAUGUUCCGAUGGAAAACAUUGUCACUCUUUACGACUGCCCUAACAUCUGGCAUGUUCCUUUGCUUCUCAAAGAACAAAAGGCUCAUGAAGCAAUUAUCCGAGUGUUGAACCUUAAAGGAAUUGCCAAGGAGCCUGCAUUAGAGGACUGGUCCUCCAUGGUUAAACUAAGCGACGAACUUCAUGUCCCGGUCAGAAUAGCUGUGGUCGGAAAGUAUACCGAGCUCUUGGAUUCUUAUCUUUCGGUCCACAAGGCGCUCUUGCAUGCUUCUGUGGCAAGGCGUAAGAAACUUGUCGUAGACUGGAUCGCUGCAAGCGAUCUUGAAGACGGAACAAAAAAGGAGAACCCGGAUGCGUUUAAGGCGGCUUGGAAGUUGCUCAAGGGAGCUGAUGGUGUUCUUGUCCCGGGAGGUUUUGGCAAUAGAGGAGUACAAGGAAAGAUUCUCGCUGCAAAAUAUGCUCGGGAAAAUAGACUUCCGUUCCUCGGAAUCUGUCUUGGCAUGCAAAUCGCAGUGAUUGAGUUUGCACGUUCUGUUCUCGGCUUGCAAGAUGCAAACAGCACUGAAAUCGAUCCCAACACCAAAAAUCCUUGUGUUAUACUCAUGCCUGAGGGCUCGAAAACACAUAUGGGUGGCACAAUGAGGUUAGGAUCCAGAAGGACAUAUUUCCAAGCUAAGGACUCCAAAGCUGCAAAACUAUAUGGAAACAAAAGUUUCAUUGAUGAGAGGCACAGACACAGAUACGAGGUAAAUCCGGCAAUGGUUCCGCGAUUGGAGAGAUCUGGACUCUCAUUCUCAGGAAAGGACGAGACGGGCCAACGUAUGGAGAUCGUUGAGCUCAGUAGCCAUCCGUUUUACGUUGGAGCACAGUUCCAUCCUGAGUACACGUCAAGACCCGGAAAACCUUCUCCUAUGUUUCUAGGACUGAUAGCAGCAGCAUCAGGAGAGCUAGAAGUUCUUCUGCAACAAGUCUCUGGAUGCCAAGAAACCGUUCCACGGCCACUGACCAAUGGAAAGCUGGAGAAAGUCUAUUGGAAAGAAACUGCGAAGAAGCCUGUCAGCAUCAUGUAUAGCUUAUGUGAUGGCGUAUACUCAUGAAAACCAGCAUCAGAUGACUUCUGUCCCAAGCUAUUUAUCCAUAUUUUUCGGGGUUUUCACCCGUGGAGGAGCUUAUUUGUACAGUUGAAGAAGGCUUUUUAUGUUGUUAUGAUGCAGAUAUGGAAACACAGAGAGGUAGUAUAUACCCCCCCUUGUUUUAUGAUGGGUAUGACUUAUACGCUGUGUUUCUUGGAGUCUCUGUAACAGUAUCUAUCAGUAGCUUUCUUGGUGUUUCUGGGCUUUGCCGCUUCUGUCUGGUUAACAAGUUGUAACUUAGGGAGGCUUUGUUAUGUUUGGUCUCUUGUUAUGUUAAUGUAGUUUUGUUUUCAAUUUAUCCAAACCCAUCAUUAUAUAUGCCUUUAA
This is a messenger RNA of Tarenaya hassleriana, 2416 nucleotides long. Its product is annotated as CTP synthase. Gene Ontology annotation, biological process: pyrimidine nucleobase biosynthetic process; CTP biosynthetic process. The transcript has 21 exons. NCBI's taxonomy places the organism in Eukaryota, Viridiplantae, Streptophyta, Magnoliopsida, Brassicales, Cleomaceae. The record is from RefSeq and is a predicted model, not a curated record. Gene Ontology annotation, molecular function: identical protein binding; CTP synthase activity. Bases 404 to 2053 code for a protein of 549 amino acids.